Theobroma umbraticum is the source of this 7513-nucleotide messenger RNA. RefSeq lists its product as uncharacterized. NCBI's taxonomy places the organism in Eukaryota, Viridiplantae, Streptophyta, Magnoliopsida, Malvales, Malvaceae. Gene Ontology annotation, molecular function: ATP hydrolysis activity; ADP binding. The record is from RefSeq and is a predicted model, not a curated record.
UUUGCUGCUUCUGCAUGCCUCUUGCAUUCCUCAAAAGCCAGAACCUUUCCUUUUGAUUCUCUGUCAUCACAUUAACCAAUUCUACACUUUCUCGUUAGCUCUCUGAUUGCUAAGAGAGAUGGCGAGUGAGUGAAAACCCUUUUUAAUUUCUCACCAUUUUGAUUAUUUGAUUUAAGUCAUUUGGUGUCAUCGUUGCUUGGUUGCUGUUUUUCAUUAAUAUUUUCCCUUUUUGAGUCUGCCCUGCUGUUGGUUCCUACUGAAAAAAAAAAAAAAGAGAAGAGGAAGCAAGGAACCAAAGAAAGAAAGAGAACACAGAAAGAAUGGAAGCUGCUAUUGCUACUGGUGGCGCUGGCAACCUGGUUGCUGAAGUUGUCAAAUACAUAGCCCCUCAAUUUAAACGUCCUAUAAGUUACAUAUUUCUCCAUAGGAGAAAGGUUGAGAAUUUUGAGGAAAAGGUUGAGAUGUUAACAGAAAGACGGGAGAGAGUGCAGAAUGCUGUUGAUGUUGCUGAAAGGAACAUGGAGAUAAUAGAAAAGGAUGUCCAAAAUUGGCUUAUUAGAGUGAACAGGAUAAUCAAUGAAGAGGUGAAGGACGUGAAGGAUCUCGAAGACAAAGCCAAGAGCAAAUGUUUUGUUGGCUUGUGUCCUAACUUCAGGUCUCGUUACCUGCUAAGCAAGAAAGCAGGAGAAGGUUCCAACACUAUUGAUGAACUCCUCCGGCAAGGUGAAUUUAACAGGGUAUCAUUCCCUGCUGCUCCACCAGACAUAGUGGCUGCCUCUGCCAAAGAGUUUGAGGCCUUUGAUUCAAGAAAGAACGUUUUUGAUGAGAUCGUGGAGGCUUUGAAAGAUGCCAGUAUCAACCUGGUAGGGGUCUAUGGGAUGGGUGGUGUUGGCAAGACCACCCUAGUCAAAGAAGUUGCCAGACAAGUCAAAGAGGAUAAGUUAUUUGAUUCGGUGGUUAUGGCAGCUGUAACUCAGACACCUGACAUUCAGAAAAUUCAAAACCAAAUUGCAGAUAUAUUGGGUUUGAAGUUCGACGAGCAGAGCAUGACUGGAAGAGCAUGUCGGUUGUCUGAAAGGUUGAAGAAAGAGAAGAAGAUUCUUGUUGUUUUAGAUGACAUUUGGGCGAGGCUAGAUCUGGAAGAAGUUGGAAUUCCUCUUGGAGAUCAACAGAAGGGAUGCAAGAUACUACUGACGUCAAGAGAUCAAGAUGUACUAUUUAAUGGGAUGGAUGCUAAGAAAACUUUUGCAAUCGGUGUUUUGGAAGAAAGUGAAGCUUGGGACCUCUUUAAAAAGAUGGCAGGGGACAGUGUUGAGAAUCUUGAGUUGCGGUCUACAGCAAUUAAGGUAGCACAAAAAUGUGCUGGAUUGCCGGUCGCCAUUACCACAGUUGCCAGGUCUUUAAGAAGCAAGGGUUUAUUUGCAUGGAAUGAUGCUCUGAGAAAACUACAGAGGCCUUCCCCUACAAACUUCACAGGGAUACCAGCACAUGUAUACUCAGCUAUAGAGUUGAGUUACAGUCAUUUAGAAAGUGAGGAACUCAAACAGACUUUCUUGCUUUGCAGUCUACUGGGUCACCAUGUUGCCAUUCAAGACUUGUUGAAAUUUACCAUGGGUUUGGGUUUACUUAAUGGUGUUGGCACAGUAGAAGAAGCACGAGAUAGACUGUUGACAUUGGUGAGCAACCUCAAAACUUCUUGUCUAUUACUUGAUAGCUUCACCUGUGAUCGCUUUGAUAUGCAUGACCUUAUUUCGGAUGUUGCCUUAGCAAUUGCCUCAAGGAACAACCAUGUGUUUGUAUUAAAAAAUGAGGAUGUUCUGAAAGAUUGGCCUGAUGAAGAUACUAUGAAAAUGUGCAGUAGCAUUAGUUUGUGUUAUGCUAGUAUUAAUGAGCUUCCUGAUGAGUUGAAAUGUCCUCAACUUGCUUUCUUCCAUAUGGGUAGCAAGGAUGCUUCUGUAAGAAUACCAGCUAACUUUUUUAAGGAAACAAAAGAUCUUAAAGUCCUAGAUUUAACUGACAUGCAUCUUCCCUCCUUACCUUCGUCAAUUUUUCUCUUAACAAAUCUUCGUACACUAUGCCUAGAUUUCUGUGCGCUAGGAGAUAUAGCCAUCAUUGGAGAGCUCAAGGAUUUAAAAGUUCUCAGCCUUAUAGGAUCUGAUAUUGAAAGACUACCGAGGGAAAUUGCACGGUUGACACAGUUAAGGUUAUUAGAUCUUCAUGAUUGCACCAAACUCAAAGUAAUCCCUCCGAAUGUCUUGUCAAGUUUGUCCAGAUUAGAAGAAUUAUACAUGGGUAACAGUUUUGUCCAAUGGGAAGUGGAGGGACAUGCCAAUCAAAGAAGCAAUGCUAGUCUUGCAGAAUUGAAAUCUUUGUCUCGUUUGACCACUUUAGAGGUUCAUAUUCCUGAUGCCAAGAUUAUGCCAAGGGACUUGUUUUUUGAAAAGUUGGAAAGAUACAACAUCUUUUUAGGAGAUAAGUGGAAUUGGUUUGAUACAAAUGAAUACUCGAGAACUCUGAACCUCCAGCUAGAUUCAGGCAUUGAUGAUUUGGAUCUUGGAACUAAAAUGUUGUUGAAGAAAACUGAAGAUCUACACCUACAUGAAAUGAAAGGUGUCAAGGUUGGGCUGAAUGAGUUGGAAGAUGGGGAAGGUUUUCCACAUUUGAAAAAUCUCCAUAUCCAAAAUGGUUUGGAGAUUCGAUAUAUCAUUAAUGACGAUGAUGCUGUUGAUAAAGUUGAGUUUCUUCAACUACGGUCAUUGACACUUCAGGAUCUACCACAACUUAUAAGCUUUUGCUCGGGAAACAGAAGAGGCUUAACUUCCAUAUCUCCACUGGAAUUUCCACUUUUCAAUGAAAAGGUGGUGUUUCCAUGCUUGGAAAACCUGCGGUUGUCCUCAAUUAACGUCGAACAGAUAUGGCACAAUCAGCUCUCUGAAAUAUCUUAUUGCAUUCAGAAUCUGACAAGCUUGAUCAUUGAAGGUUGUGGCAAGUUAAAACGCCUAUUGUCCUCUUCUAUGAUUAGAAGUCUAGAGCAUCUCAAAAGCUUUGAGAUAAGUGACUGCAAGUGCUUAAGAGAGAUAAUAUUCACAGAGGAUAUAGAAGAAGAAAACAAUUCUAUGGUUUUAUUUCCUCGGUUAAACUCUCUUAAAAUAAAGAGUAUGCAACAUCUUAUUGGGUUUUGCUCAGAAAAUCAUAGUAUUGAGUUCCCAUCCUUGAAGCUAUUGGAGAUAGAGCACUGUCCUCAGUUUAAGGGAUUCAUGUACAAAUCUACAAUGGAGGACAACCAACGUUGCUCUACACAAGCUCUCUUUGAUGAAACGGUUGCAUUUCCCAGUUUGGAGAAAAUGACGAUUUCCCACUUAAGAAAUAUGAAGAUGAUAUGGCACAGCCAACUCUUUGCAAGUUCCUUUUGCAAACUGGAAGAAAUGAGAGUUGAACACUGCAAUGAGUUGCUGACCGUUUUUCCAUCUAACAUAUUGGGAACAUUCCAACAACUUCGAACUCUGAAAAUAUCCAGUUGUGGUUCACUAGAAGAAGUAUUUGACCUUCAAAGGUUAAAUAUGGAAGAAGCACAGGUUGUAACCACUCAAUUAAGAGAAUUGGAUAUUGUUCAUUUACCAAAAUUGAAGCAGAUUUGGAAUAAUGAUCCCCAAGGAAUUUUAACCUUUCAAAAUCUAUGCAUAGUAUAUGUUUGGGAUUGUUGGAAUCUGAAGACUGUGUUUCCACCCUCCGUUGCUAGUGUUCUUCCUCAACUUAAAGAUCUUAAAAUAUAUAGCAGUGGGGUGGAGGAGAUUGUUUCGAAGGAGGAAGGAUCGGAAGUGGCUAUUACUUUUGAGUUUCAUCAAGUAUCCUCCCUUGUUCUUUGGAACCUACCAAAACUAAAAUGUUUCUACCCAGGAAAGCAUACAACAAAGUGGCCAACGUUAAAGAAGUUGAUAACCUAUCAUUGCAAUGACAUAAUGAUACUCAGUACAGAACAGCGGAACAUGCAAGAAAUGAAUGGCGGCUAUCAACUUGAAUCCCCAAUCCAACCACCACUUUUCUUGGUUGAAAAGGUCAUCCCUAAACUUAAAGAAUUGUCAUUAAACUGUGAUGACAUUACAAUGAUGUGUGAUAGUCAGUUUUCAAGAAGCCUUUUUCCUGGAGUAGAAGUCCUUAAGUUGCUCUGCUACCAUGAUGAAAAUGCUAUUUUUCCAAUUUCUUUCGUUGAAAGAUUCCAAAAUCUAGAAAGGCUUGAGGUGGUUUGUUGUAAAUUCAAAGAAAUAUUCUCUUCUGAAGGAGAUAUAGGUUUGGAGAGACGUGCUGGGACACUUUCACAAGUUAGAACCUUAAAAUUGGAUGGUCUUGAUAAUCUUCUACAUAUAUGGAAGCAAGAUUCACGACUAGACCACAUUCUUCUAAACCUUGAGACUCUUGAAGUUCACAACUGUAGGGGUCUGAUUGGCUUAGGAUUGUCGCAGUCAUCUUUUCAAAAUCUCAAGACCUUGGAUGUGUGGCAGUGCAAUGCAAUGAUAAAUUUAGUUACAUCCUUAGCAGUCCAAAGUCUGGUGCGACUUGAAAAAAUGAGUAUAAGAGAGUGCCUUUCAAUGAAAGAAAUUGUUGGAGAUCCGGGAGAUGAAGAAACUUAUGACAUUGUUUUCAGUAAUCUGAAAUGUUUGGAACUUCAACAUUUACCAAAUCUUACAAGCUUUUGUUCAGGCAAUCACACAUUUGAGUUCCCAUCUUUGGAACAAGUAAUUGUGACCCAGUGUCCCGAAUUGAAGAUUUUUUGUCAUGGAGUUCUAAAUGUCCCACUGCUGAGAAGAGUCCAAAAAACAAACGAAGAUGAUAAAGGACCUUGGGUUGGUGAUCUCAACAGCACCGUCCAACAGCUUUACACAGAACAGGUUGGAUUCCAAGGAAUGGAGUAUUGCGUACUUUCCGAGUUUUCUAAGUCAAUGGAGAUAUGGAAUGAGAAUCUUCCUGGUGUUUUAGACUUCAAAAAUCUUAAGAGUUUGGAAGUCUAUGGAUGUAAUAGAUUGAAGUACAUUUUUACCUUUUCCAUGGCUUUGGAUCUUCAGCAACUCAAAGAGAUAAAGGUUAAAGAUUGCCUCAUGAUGGAGCACAUUAUUACACAUGAUGGAGAGGAAGCAGCGACAUUGACAAUCAUGCUCCCUUGGCUUCAGUUCGUAACUCUUGAGUCAUGUUCAAACUUGACAAGUUUUUAUUCAGGAAUUAAUACAUUGGAAUGUCCAUCUCUGAAAGAAAUUAUUCUAGUUGACUGUCCAAAGACAUUUGCAUUUGCAUCCACAAUUUCCAGAGAGCAAGGGCCUGAGAAAUUUGACAGAGGAAAUAUGAAAAGGAAUGGAAAGGGAAUCCCCAAUGACACUGUUGCACCCUUUUUCAGUGAUAAGGUAUUGUGUCCCCACUUGGAGUACGUGCGAUUGUGUUCAAUUAAAAUUCAAAAAAUAUGGCACGAUCAACUACAAGUAACAUCUUCUAAUCUUCAGAAUUUAAAGACUUUGAUUGUGGAGGGUUGUCACAGUUUGAAAUAUCUAUUUCUACCUGCCAUGGCAAAAGCAUUUUUGCAACUCAGGGACCUUUAUAUUAUUAAUUGUCAGAAUGUGGAGGAAGUAAUCAUAGUAGAAGGAUUAACAGAAACAGAAAGGAUAUCACAAAUGUUUUUUCCCAAACUAGAAUUACUGGAGCUCAGAGGCCUACCCAAACUUGUGAGAUUCUGCCAUGGAAAUUACUUUGUCUUCCCUUUCUUGAGAACACUAUGGAUAACGGACUGUCCUGAAUUGAAUACUUUAAUUUCCGAUUCUUUAAUUGGAGGUCAACCUCAGAUGGCUCAAAAGGAGGAAGGAAACAAGUCAGAGGUUGAUACUUUAUCCUUCUUCAAUGAAAAGGUUGCAUUCCCUAGAAUAAAAGAAUUGAGAAUUACAGGCAUGGGGAACUGGAGAAAGAUUUGGCAGGACAAACUCACUGUGGAUUCAUUUUGUGAACUAAAUUUCCUUUUAGUGAAAAAUUGUGAAAGACUUUUGAAUAUUUUUCCGUUUGACAUGAUGGAAAGACUUGACAAACUAAAAGAACUGCAUAUAUGGAACUGUGCUUCAUUAGAAGAAAUAAUUGGAGCUCAUGAGCUCAAUUCCUAUGAAUCACAUGUGAUUAAUGCUACUCAAUCAACCAUCAUGUUUGUACUUCCUAAAGUAACAUUCCUUGGACUUUCUACACUUCCCAAAUUGAAGUGUUUCUACUCCAAGAUCCAUACUACAGAAUGGCCGUCAUUAAUAGAAUUGCAAGUGAUUGGAUGCAGCAAAGUAAAGAUAUUUGCUGGGGAGUAUCUGAACUUGCAAGAAGUGCAAAGAGAGAGCCAACUUGAAAUCUCUACUCAACAACCCUUGUUUUGGGUCAGUAAGGAUACGUUCCCCAAUCUUGAAGUAUUAAUUCUCGAGCAGAAUGACAUUAUGAAGGAGAUAUGGCUUGGACAACUUCCAACACAAUAUUUUAGCAAACUGAGAGCGCUUGAGCUCAUAAGCUUUCCUUACAAUGCAGUUACUGUCCCAGAUUGUUUCAUUCAGUCAUUACCAAAUCUUGCAAAGCUUGUUGUUAGUGAAGCUUCCUUUAAUGAAAUAUUUCAAUGUGAAGGACAUGAGGGUGUGGGAGAACAUGCAAAAGCACUUGCUUUGUUGAGUGAACUAAGGCUAUCAGAACUUCCUGAACUGACAUGUCUCUGGAAGGAAGAAACACCACUUGGAGAUGCUUUUUAUAACCUGAGAACUCUAGAGGUGAUGGGAUGUGGAAGAUUAAAGAAUUUAGUGCCAUCCUCUGUGUAUUUUGAAAAUUUGACAACUUUGGAAGUAUCGAAAUGCCAUGGAUUUAUAACUUUGAUAGCACUCCCAACCGCUAAAAGCAUGGUGCAUCUCGCAAGAAUGAGUAUUACUGAUUGCCCAAUGAUGGAAGAAGUCGUAGCUUGUGCAAGUGAAGUGAGGGAUGGCAUCAUUUUCUCCCAACUGAAGUAUUUGGAACUUGGUAGUCUUCCGAGCCUAUCAAGCUUCUGCUCAGGGAAUUGUUCCUUUCUAUUCCCUUCCUUGGAAAAUGUCACCGUCAGACACUGUUCAAAUAUGAAGAUUUUCUCUCAAGGAGAGUUGAGCACACCCAAUAUGCAGAGAGUUCAAUUUGCUGAAGAUGAAGAGCGUUGGGAUGGAAAUCUAAACACCACUAUGGAACAGAUCUUCAUACAAAUGAAUGUCUCCAAUUCUAAAGAAGAGGAAGGUUGUUCCUCACACCCCAAGUUCAAUCAAGGCAAUGCUUCUAUGUUUUUGAAAAUAUUUCCCUUCCCAAAGACAAUGUAUUUGAAGUUUUGCUAUUUGUGCAAGUCUGUAUUGAUUUCUAGGCACAGUGACUGCAUCUCUUAAAAAUUUUGAGGCCUGCGAAUCAAGAAAGCCAGUUUUUGACAGGAUCAUGGAGGCUUUGGAAGAUUCUACCAUCAGCAUGAUAGGGGUGUGUGGGAUGGGAGGUGAGCAAGACCACA